Molecule: messenger RNA, 912 nt
Organism: Phytomonas sp. Hart1
Lineage: Eukaryota; Euglenozoa; Kinetoplastea; Trypanosomatida; Trypanosomatidae
Source: the annotation of a GenBank genome assembly
AUGCGACGUGGCGAUGCCGGUGCGCCGCGGUGCCCCGCGGACGUCGCACUGGGUCAGAUGCUGGCGGGCAUCCAACAGGAGCUGCUUCGGCGGUAUGGCCAGCCUCGGGAGUGGUCGAUCCUUCGCCGGUUAGCACCUGGAGAGGAAGGGCGUAGGGAGAAGUCCCAGAAAAGGGGCCGCGAGGGCGAUGCCCUCGUUCACCUCACUCCAGAUGACUGGGCCUGCGCAUUGCAUCCGAUGGCCGAGCUGGGACCCUACCUGGCCUCCACCUCGGCGCCAUCCUCGGAGAGGCGGGAUGGGGGCGAGCUGCGGAGCCUGGCGGGAACCAGCCCCCAAUCAGCCCCCGAGGGCUUGGCGGUUGAGCGGACCAGCAUCGAUCGAGGGGAUGGCGAUGCCCCGCCGGAAACGCCCGGUGCAACCGCCAACGACAGAUUGACAUCUUCGCCGCUCGACUCAGCUGUCGUCGUCAACUACGUGAAGUGCCGCUGCGCUGAGUUGCCGAUGCGGUUGAGGCUGGAGGCCCUACAAAUGCGUCGUCAUGAACAUCUACUUCGCCAGCAUAUGCAGGAACUGAUUCGUCUCUCUGAGUUCCUGGCGUUAUGUGGUGCGGUGCCCUCGGGCACCACGUGGGAAACCCCCACGGGCGGCCUAGCGGACUCGAGCCACGCUGGAACAGCCAAAGCGUCUUUUGGUCAAUUCGAAAAGUCCUCACCACCGCCCGGACACAUGGACCUGGCGAAAAGGGACGGUGUUGAGGGGCUCCAGCUGCUAUCACGAUGCUUUCAGCGAGUAGCAGAAUUGGAGCGACUCGUGGAGUCGGACAGUAUGAAUAAAGUGCUGUGCGCCGAGCGCAUGGUCUUGCUUAGCGCGACGACACUAGCAGCCGCUCGUCGAGUGGACCUAAAUACUUGA